CUCCGUUCCGGCGGCAUCGUUGGGUUUGAGAAGAAACGCAGGAGCUCACGUGGAACCUCACUGCGCGUGCGCCGAGGCGCCUCCCUGUCCGCGGCGGCUGAGGCCCCGGGGGGCCGGAAGGAGCCUGCGCAGCCUGCUACCACGUGACCAGCACUCUCUUCCCUACGUAACGCCCACUCUCCUCACGUGCCCCUCCCCGUAUGGGAGUUCCUCCGGGAGGACCAAUCUUCCGGGUGGAGGGGGAAGCGGCGUGAGCGGAGUGGAAAAUUUUUUCCAACACAUCGUCGCAGCUGCAGCUGAUUGAAAGGAGCACAAGCAAGCCAGAGUAUAAACUGAGAUGAUCGCGCGAAACUUCUGCUCCUCCUCCUGACUUGUUAACCAGUCGACUUAACACGAGCCCCAAUUGCCUUUCCCCCCCCUUCGUCUUGGUACGGCCCUUGGAGUACGGAGCCUGCAGAGGGUCCCACGCUGGAAGAGAGAGAGGAGGAGUCGGAAGAGACAUUAGAGGUCACCCAAAGCAGCCGUCCCCUCUGCAGCCUCUCUGACAAGUGCUUUUCAGGUUCAUACUUAAGGAUUCAUAGCUUUCUUCUGAAGAACUGAAAGCCCGUUCAUGUGAAUUAUUUUAUUUUAUCAUACAUCCUUCCUGUGUGACUGACCAUUCUUCACAACCCGGAAGGAAGAGAAGAGACUCGUUCGGGAUGUUUGACGGUUAUGAUAGCUGCAGUGAGGACACAAGUAGCAGCUCCAGCUCUGAGGAGAGUGAAGAAGAAGUUGCUCCUUUACCUUCUAAUCUCCCAAUUAUCAAAAACAAUGGACAAGUCUACACUUACCCAGAUGGUAAAUCUGGCAUGGCUACCUGCGAAAUGUGUGGGAUGGUUGGUGUGCGAGAUGCUUUUUACUCUAAAACAAAGCGUUUCUGCAGCGUUUCAUGUUCAAGAAGUUAUUCGUCAAACUCCAAGAAGGCAAGCAUUUUGGCCAGACUUCAGGUAACGGGUAAGCCUCCAACAAAGAAAGCAAAAGUUCUUCAGAAACAACCUUUAGUUGCUAAACUAGCCGCGUAUGCUCAGUAUCAAGCUACCUUGCAAAACCAAGCAAAGACUAAAGCAGCAGUCUCCAUGGAAGGUUUCAGCUGGGGUAACUACAUCAAUAGCAAUAGCUUCAUAGCAGCUCCAGUUACUUGCUUUAAACACGCGCCUAUGGGGACCUGCUGGGGUGAUAUCUCAGAAAAUGUGAGAGUAGAAGUUCCCAAUACAGACUGCAGCCUACCUACCAAAGUCUUCUGGAUUGCUGGAAUUGUAAAAUUAGCAGGUUACAAUGCCCUUUUAAGAUAUGAAGGAUUUGAAAAUGACUCUAGUCUGGACUUCUGGUGCAAUAUAUGUGGUUCUGAUAUCCAUCCAGUUGGUUGGUGUGCAGCCAGUGGAAAACCUCUUGUCCCUCCUAGAACUAUUCAGCAUAAGUAUACAAACUGGAAAGCUUUUCUAGUGAAACGACUUACUGGUGCCAAAACACUUCCUCCCGAUUUCUCACAAAAGGUUUCAGAGAGUAUGCAGUAUCCUUUCAAACCUUGCAUGAGAGUAGAAGUGGUUGACAAGAGGCAUUUGUGUCGAACCCGAGUGGCAGUGGUGGAAAGUGUAAUCGGAGGAAGAUUAAGACUAGUGUAUGAAGAGAGUGAAGAUAGAACAGAUGACUUCUGGUGCCAUAUGCACAGUCCGUUAAUCCAUCAUAUUGGUUGGUCUCGAAGCAUAGGCCAUCGAUUCAAAAGAUCUGAUAUUACAAAGAAACAGGAUGGACAUUUUGAUACACCACCACAUUUAUUUGCUAAGGUAAAAGAAGUAGACCAGAGUGGGGAAUGGUUCAAGGAAGGAAUGAAAUUAGAAGCUAUAGACCCAUUAAAUCUUUCUACAAUAUGUGUCGCGACCAUUAGAAAGGUGCUGGCUGAUGGAUUCCUGAUGAUUGGGAUCGAUGGCUCAGAAGCAGCAGAUGGAUCUGACUGGUUCUGUUACCAUGCAACCUCCCCUUCUAUUUUCCCUGUUGGUUUCUGUGAAAUUAACAUGAUUGAACUUACUCCACCCAGAGGUUAUACAAAACUUCCUUUUAAAUGGUUUGACUACCUCAGGGAAACUGGCUCCAUUGCAGCACCAGUAAAACUAUUUAAUAAGGAUGUUCCAAAUCACGGAUUUCGUGUAGGAAUGAAAUUAGAAGCAGUAGAUCUCAUGGAGCCACGAUUAAUAUGUGUAGCCACAGUAACUCGAAUUAUUCAUCGCCUCUUGAGGAUACAUUUUGAUGGAUGGGAAGAAGAGUAUGAUCAGUGGGUAGACUGUGAGUCCCCUGACCUCUACCCUGUAGGGUGGUGUCAAUUAACUGGAUAUCAACUACAGCCUCCAGCAUCACAGUCGUCAAGAGAAAGCCAAUCAGGUUCAUCAAAGCAGAAGAAAAAGGCUAAGUCCCAGCAAUACAAAGGACAUAAGAAAAAGAGGAAGAUGCCAGUUGGGAAGAAGCCUGUCAGUUUGUCGAGCCUGCCCAUGACAGGUGGGGUGCGGAGGAGCUUCUCUGGUGACGAAGAGUUGACUCCUCCUCCAUAUCGAACCCUUCCAGCACAGACAGCCCCAGAGGCCUUCCCACCUCCCAGCACUAGCCGAGAGUUCAGUCCCAGCCUCAAAACAGUGACAACAUUGCAGCUGAAGGAGGAGUUGAUAGAUGGAGAGGAUUACAGUUUCCUGCAAGGAGCGUCUGAUCAGGAAAGCAAUGGCUCUGCCAACUUCUACAUCAAACAAGAGCCAUGAGGUGGCUCAGAACCUGAGGGCGGGAGGGGACAAAUUUUACACAGGACUGAUUUAUAAUCGAUCCAGCUGUACAGCGGGGCUAUUCCACUGGGACAUUUUGCUAAACACAGAAAAUUUCAGUUCCGGAUUUUUCAGGUGGGCGGGGAAACUAUUUUAGUCGUGGGGGGAAAUUUUUCAAUUUAUAAAGAUGGACAAUUUUUGUGUUGUAUUUGAAGCUUUUGAAAGAAUUUUGUAAUAUUUUCCAAGUUUGGAUUUAUGUGCAUUGUUAACAAGAACUGAAAUUCUAACUUUUUUGGUAAGAUUAAAGUUUAGGUAGCAGGAUUGAAGGAAAUGAUUUAAGAAGGAUAUAGUCGUAAAUGCAAAUGAACUGUCGUUACAAAUGAACCUUUUUGGUACCUGUUGGGAGAUUUGGGGAUUUAGAAGUUAGGCCAGUCACAUCUCCAGCUUCCUUUGCUGCAGAAAUAUGCAACUGAACCCCCUCCUGGAGGGUUCUUCACCACGUAGAUCAUGGAAGGGGUAAUUAAUUCUGCUUGUUGGCAUUUUAUCGCAGCCCAUUUUAAAUGUUUGUACAGAAACGUUUUUCAUUCUGUGAAAAUUUAUUUGGAGUUCUGUAUGAAACUGGAAGAACUCUGGAUACUUUUAUAUGUUUUAAUUAAAAAAAUGAUUAAAAUUAUCCUAACACUAAAGUGUUAAACUGGAAUGGUUGACAAGAUAUACAGGAUCUCAGUCUACAUGGUGAGGGGUUGGGGAAAAUGCAAUAUUGUCCUAAGUUUAUGUGAUUUAACCUUACUAAAAAAAUACCCCACGAACAGGAUUCUGAUCACUUCUCUGCCAUUUCCCUCCGUCUGUGAGAUAAUACUUGAUAGAACCACACCCCACAACAGAUGUUCUGUAUUACCACAAGAAUCAAAUGAAAAGUUGUUUAAAGCCAAAAUGUUUAGAUUUCAAAAUCAUUCCAGCUCUGCUUUUAACUAUCCUGGAUUUGUUAGAAAACUAAUUUGAAAGAGAAUUUUAAUUUUCUUAAAAUUCCAUAUAUAUAU
Diceros bicornis minor is the source of this 3823-nucleotide messenger RNA. It is a transcript of the gene MBTD1, whose product is annotated as mbt domain containing 1. Bases 699 to 2783 code for a protein of 694 amino acids. Gene Ontology annotation, molecular function: zinc ion binding. Gene Ontology annotation, cellular component: nucleus. The record is from RefSeq and is a predicted model, not a curated record. Lineage: Eukaryota; Metazoa; Chordata; Mammalia; Perissodactyla; Rhinocerotidae. The transcript is spliced from 19 exons. Gene Ontology annotation, biological process: regulation of DNA-templated transcription.